This is a messenger RNA of Schistocerca gregaria, 1889 nucleotides long. RefSeq names its product trichohyalin-like. The record is from RefSeq and is a predicted model, not a curated record. The coding region runs from base 186 to 1781 and encodes 531 amino acids. NCBI's taxonomy places the organism in Eukaryota, Metazoa, Arthropoda, Insecta, Orthoptera, Acrididae. The transcript has 4 exons.
AAUAUUUUUUUUGGAUUACUCUAAGAUUUUUACUCUAUUGUUCUGAAUGUUUUUUGAGCUGACUUCAAUUGGCGCUGAUCUCUUGGACGGCUUGGUCUCGCUUUCCAGAGACAGAGUGAAAAGAGCCGCUUUUUUGUUCCAAAUUUUGUUUUUAAUUUUUUUUGUCAUAAGCGUCAUUGUUGAAAAUGAACGCGGCGGUCGAUCUUGACCCAGGUGCUUCAAGUCAACCGCCCGAAAUGUUUUUAGAGUACCUUUUUCAAUGCAGAAGGGCCCUCGAGCAGAUUAGAGAUUGUAUCGUUUUUGAAAAAAGCAAUGCAGAUGCGCAGAGCGAGGGAGGAGCACGCCCUGACCAGAAUGAGUCUUCGUUAAGUGCCGGAGGAGAUUCUUCCGAGAUGGCCGAGCCGGUUAUUUUGGCGACCGUUCAGGAGGAGCAAAAUCUGAAGGUUCUCCUUUCGGAUGCACUCAUGGAGCGAGACCGUCUGAUGGGAGCAUUGGAGGAGUGCAGGGCAGAAUCUGGUACGCGUUUGGCUCGAAUUGGACAGCUUCAAGAUUUGCAUUUGGCGACGGUCAGAAGUUUGGAGGAGGAGAAAAAACGAAGAGAAGAGUUGCAGCUGGAAUUGACAUUCCAGAAGGACGUAUCCAAGCACUUGGCUCGUUACGUGCGCUCGAUGAAGUCCGAGGUGAAGAAUUUAUGUCAGCAAUACAACCAACUAGAGGCAUCUUUGGAACUGACGAGGUGCGCAUUCGCCGCACACGAGAAGAAGCAGCAAAGUUACGAGAGUUAUAUCAAGAGAGUAGAGGAGUUAUGUCGGAUACAGAGGAGCAGAGCGGAGGAGCAGAUAGAAAAGGAGAGGCAAUUUGAAUUGAGGGAGGCGAAAUUCCGUGAGAUAGAAGAAGAGAAGGAUUCGUCUAUUUGUGUUAAGGAUACGAUUAUUGAGUCGAUGAAGGCGGAAUUGGAGCAGGAGAGGUCGAAAUUGGGGGCGAUAGGCGAGGAGUUUCAGAAAUUGUCGUUGUUAGUGGAGAGGCAGUUUAGGCUUUGCGAGAAGGAGCAGUUGAGAAACAAGUCUAUGGAUUUAGAGUUGAGAAGGCUGAAGGAGUCGUGCAGUUCGAAGGGUCUAGAAGAGACAGCUAGAGAGGAGAUUGAGAAGAACGAGCGCAAAGUUCAAGAAUUGCUCGGAAAAUUAGAAGCGGAAAGAUUGAGGAGCGAGCAGAUCUCUCUCCGGUACGACGAGUCGCAGAAGAGGAUGAAAGAUUAUUUGCUUGAAAUGAAGAGACAAAGGGAUGAGGCAAUGGAGAGUGCUGUAAGGGCGAUGGAAAGGGAGAGGAGUUUGAAGAAAGUGUUGGAAUUGAGGGACGGAAGGGGUUCUUCUUUGCCUGCGAACGCAUCUUGGGACCGUAAUUUUUGCUUGUUGGAUAGCGGGGCGACGGAUUACGCAAAAAGGGACGUCGAAAAAAAGGAUGUGGUAGACGAAUUGGUGGAUGAAAUUUUAUUAAAAGAGCCGGCGGACAUUGAAGAAGAACCGUUUGACUUGCUACUUCCUACAUCAGCUUACGAGAGCAGAAAGGGACGCGCCGAAAGGAGAAGAGAGGCUAUGAAGUGUUGUUCGGACUUGCCUUACGGUCUCAGCGUGCAUUGCAGUAAAUGCAAGGGAUCCUUUCAUGCAAGCUGCGCGGAAAAGGUGUCUCCGUUGAGUUCGAGAAAGAAGGGGUCGAAGUUCGUGUGUGACGAAUGCAAGGCGAAAACCAGAACUUCGGUGCAAGCGAAGCCGCGAUCGAAAUAAGAGAGAGAAAAAAAAAAGUGGCCUCGCGCCACGCGGGGCGUGUACAUAGAGAGAGUAUCGAAUGAAUGUGUACAAUGUGUGUGUGUAUAUAAUCAAAACGAGUUUAUU